AUGAAUCAAAAACCAAUAUUUGUUAUAACACAAGGAUUUAGUAAACAAGGUAGUAGUGUAAUUAAAACAUUGGUAUCAGAGAAUGAAUAUCAAUUGGUUGCAUUGACAAGUAAACCUGUUGAUGAUGACAGUCGUCGAGAUCAAGUCGCACGAUUACAAGAGAAACAAGUACGUGUAGUACAAUGUAACGUGUCUGACAAGGAUGCAUUGGUUCAGGUGUUUAGAGGUGCCUAUGGAGCAUUCUUGGUCAAACCUCUAGUCUCUCCAUUUGAACCAAACUUUAAAGAACGUGAAUUUGCAGCCCUCCAAGUACAAAUCGAUGCAGCCAUUGAAGCUCAAGUCACUCAUAUCAUCAUCUCUGGUACUGAUAGCGGUCAUUUUACAAAUGAUCAGACGACUGUCUUGGAUGACUCCACCACCACCUAUCGUACACCAAUUCAAAAGUAUUUAGAAGAAAAGGCUACCAAUGAUCCAAAGUCUACUACCAAAUACGUUUCAACAAUUAAUCUAAUUGAAUUCUCAAGACCAUUGGUAGAGACUGAUUCUUCUGAUGGAUCACAAUCAUUCACGUUUGCCAUUCCAUUUGACGUUGACCAAAAGAUUCCCUAUGUCGAUCCAUACACAUCGACUGGUCGCGUAGUGUCACUCUUUUUACACGACCCUGUCAAGUACAACCGUGCUACUCUUGCAGUCGUCGCAGAGUAUCUCACACCUGGCACCAUUGCUAGCACAUUUUCAGAGGUCACUGGUCUCAAGGCCACCUAUCGUUUCCAAACUGAACAAAACUUUUUGGAUGCCUCUGGACUCGGCCAAGCACCCCCAGAAUACCAAAUGAUGGGUAAAGCCUUGUACAGUAAUUUCAGAAAGUCUGUUCUCGAUCCGUUCGUCUUUAAGUACUGUGAUACCUCACUCUCGAAUCAACUCGUACCAAAUCAAUCAACCUUUAAACAAUUCCUUCAAAAUACAAAUUGGAAGGGUGAAUCUUAUCAAGACUUUAGAUUCAAAUUAAAUAAAUAA
Molecule: messenger RNA, 1017 nt
Organism: Cavenderia fasciculata
Lineage: Eukaryota; Evosea; Eumycetozoa; Acytosteliales; Cavenderiaceae
Exons: 2
Coding region: 1-1017 (338 amino acids)
Source: RefSeq, a predicted model, not a curated record